AUGGCUCCCCUAGAUACAUCAGCAACUUCAUCAAAAAAGACAAAUCAAUCCUCUUCCAAAACCUCCAAGUCAUCACAAGCAAAGAAGAACAAGAAGGAAUCACAAUCUGCAUCAACCUCAACACCACGACAACCAGAUGAGAUUGAAGAAGCCGACACAACAGUACCAGUAAAGACAUUCACACCAAAACAAAAGCAAAAGCAAAAGCAAAAGCAAAAACAGGUCGAGUCAUCAGAGGAUAACGAUACCGACGAUGCCGAGAGCGUGUAUCUAUCAUCAGACGAAGAGACUUCGUCCGAGGAAGACUCAUCGGACUACGACUCAGACUCAGACGGAAGCGUGGAAGAUUUGCCGCCUCGACAACUAGCAAGGAGAUCAACAGACCGAGGCGUCAAAAGCACUCCAGGUUCACCAUUCACGAUCACACAAACUCGAAGCGAAACUACCCGUUGGAUAACAACCGAAAACAAUGGUGGCAUGACCCGUGGUACAAGAAGUUAUAGUGAGCAGACGACCAUGCAGGGCCAUAACACAAACGGGCCGCAGCGAGCACCCAUCAACAGGAACAGUGUUAGCUUUAACAUGAGCAUCAAUGUCGACAUGUCGUUCAACGGCCUUGUAACAGGCCGAAACCUGGGUUUCUCAGGGGGAUCAUUAUCGUACGCAUGGAAUCGGCGCAGCACACAGGGGGGCUGA
This is a messenger RNA of Fusarium pseudograminearum CS3096, 696 nucleotides long. RefSeq lists its product as uncharacterized. The coding region runs from base 1 to 696 and encodes 231 amino acids. NCBI's taxonomy places the organism in Eukaryota, Fungi, Ascomycota, Sordariomycetes, Hypocreales, Nectriaceae. The transcript has 2 exons. The record is from RefSeq and is a predicted model, not a curated record.